AUGCCGUAUUCCAGAUUAUCGUCUCCCAUGAGUAUUGGGAGACUCCCGGGAAAUACGGUUGUCUUCCAGCAUAUUCUCAUUACACCUUUAGUUUCUAAGAAACAGGAUGCUCUUUAUUCCAGAACACGUCUCCGCCUUCCGAGAAAUAUAGUUGUACUGUCGUCUAGCAUGUUCUCAUCGCGUCUAUGGUUCCUACGCCUUAACAUAGGAAACUGCAGUAUAAAUACAGUUAAGAACUGUGCUGACCUUUACAAGUGCGGUCAAACCAUCAGUGGUGUUUAUGCAAUCGACCCUGAUGGUUCAGGUGCCUUUAAUGUCUAUUGUGAUCAGACAACAGACGGUGGAGGAUGGACAGUGAUCCAGAAGAGGGUGGAUGACACCGUAGAUUUCAACCGGACUUGGAAAGACUAUAAAAAUGGAUUUGGUGAUUUUCUCAUUCGUGACUUUUGGCUCGGACUGGACAAGAUCCAUCGCCUGACGCAAAACAAAACAGAAAACAAACUCCGCGUGGAUCUAGGAGUAACUGCCAACAAAAUUGUCUACGCACAGUAUGAAUGGUUUGGUAUUGAGAAUGAGACAAAUCGUUACAAGCUGCACAUUGGUAGUUUUUCGGCAUCACAAUUUACCAGUAUGCUUGUUGUCAAGAAAAAAGAUGAAAACUUUAGAAAGCUCGCACAUGGUCAGACUUCUCAAAUAAUUGGAAGCCGUGAUUUCAUGGGACUUUCCCAUGGAGCACUAUCAUUGUUUAAGGGGAAG
Molecule: messenger RNA, 756 nt
Organism: Stylophora pistillata
Lineage: Eukaryota; Metazoa; Cnidaria; Anthozoa; Scleractinia; Pocilloporidae
Product: ficolin-2-like
Source: RefSeq, a predicted model, not a curated record